Arthroderma uncinatum is the source of this 3714-nucleotide messenger RNA. RefSeq names its product clumping factor B. The coding region runs from base 1 to 3714 and encodes 1237 amino acids. The record is from RefSeq and is a predicted model, not a curated record. Lineage: Eukaryota; Fungi; Ascomycota; Eurotiomycetes; Onygenales; Arthrodermataceae. The transcript has 4 exons.
AUGCGUCUCCAUCUCGUUAUCCAUCGGCGUGACUUGCCCGUUACGCGUCUCUUAUGGAGUACGCCUGUAACUCGAGCGCCCAGCUUAUCACUGUCCCGCCAACCGUCCGCAUUGUCAUCGUUCACGAGCUCUGGCCCCACGCCCACACGCACACUGAGUGCAAGUACGAGCUUUAAUACUGCGUAUACAUCUACAGGCGCCGGUAUUGGUGGUAGCGACUAUAUUGUUUCCCAGCUAUUGGUGGAUGUUAAUGACAUUGUGCCGCUGGAAGCUAUAGCGGGUGCCGAGGGAGGUGAUGAUGGAGAACAAUGGCCGUUACAUGACUAUGUUGUGGAAGUCAUGGGUUCGGAAUGUUUGCAUUUCAUGCGUGUCGAUACCUUGCUCAGAGAGGGUGAUGAAGUUGUUAUUCGUCCACUAGAGCCUGAAGAUAUAGCUACUAGAAUGGCUACGGGACGACGUCAAAUUACUCCGGACGGAACACACUUGAUCGAUGGCGUGCCGUUUGGGAAACAGCGUCAGGACCUUAAACGCACCACCGUGUCUCGGCCGUCUAUCAACAUGCCUCCUAUGAAUAAGCGGCGACGACUUGGGACAAGAGGCUGGAAUCGUGGCGAAGAAGCAGAUGCCGCUUACCCGACAAACGAAGAGGCAUUGGACGCGACUGUAGUGAUUGACGAUGUUCCUCAACGACAAGAAGAGGCAGAGAAAGCGGAAGAGCCCACCAGUGGACAGGAACAAGUUGUUGAAGAAAGCCAGGAGCAGGAACAGGUCGUUGAAGAAACUCAGGUGCAGGAAAAAGUUGUUGAAGAUAGCCAGGAGGAAGAUGUCGUUGUUGAAGACGAACAACGCUUAUCUCCUGCAGUUGAUGGCGUGGCUAUUGCACCUGCCGUUAUGGAUAUCGGCAAUUUCCCGUUGUCAUCUCCUGUAGUUGAACGGAGCAAAACACCGGGCCGCGCAUCACAGCAAAUUCAAUCGCCGAGUCUUAAAGGAACCAACCUUUCUGAAGAGUCCUCAAGCGAAAGCUCGUCAGAAGAGGAAGUCAUCACCACCGCAAAAGGAGCAGUCAACGCGCCCGGCCAUGGCACCAUCCGCACUAAACGCAGCAACUUAAGAACAAAAUGGCGCAGAAAAUUGCUCCAACUAAAGACGGCUGGCAUCCUAGACAAAAAUGCUAAUUUUGAUGACAUGCGAGCCUGGGAGAAAGGCAACGGGGGUCCUUUAGCCGUAAAUACCAUGCUGGAAGAAAUGGCGUCAAAGGAGAAAACCGAGUUUGAGAAAAAGAGAGAGCAGCUACUACGGGACCUAGAAGGGGGCGGAGUCGAAGUAUUCCCUUCAUCGGCUAAAAAACGAAAGCAUGAGCAGCUUUCUUCGGCUGUGGAGAUGGAUAGUACUGCUGCUUCCACGCCAGCUCUCAAUGAAACUGCUUCCGUAUCAAGCGCCACAGCACCCACACGACAAUCGAAACUAGAUCUUGCCGGUACUCGGCGUCUUCUCUUUGGAUCUUUAGGUGUCAAGGCACCAAAAACAAAACAGGACGAAGAGCAUACUCGAAACAAACUUGCACAGACGAAUAUAUUAACACCCAAGUCUACCCCAAAACGAAAGAAAGAUACUAUUGCAACCCCUACUAAAGAAAUAAUUCAACCUGUUGAGAAUUGGCAGGAUAGAAUCAUACUCAAAGCCACGGAAUGUGUUUAUGAUGACAUCGAGUUAUCUACUCCUCCAUUCCCGUUUGUACAGAGAUGGGAUCCCGAUGCCCAUGCUGUCAUUCAAGAGCUUCGUGCCAGCCAAGCACCUCAAGGCAAAAAACGGAAAAAUAAAAAGCGCAAGCGACAGUCUUAUUACGAUGGAGCGGAAGAGGGGCAAUACGAAGUUGAAUAUGAUCAGAAUGGCGAUGAUGUAAAUGAGGAUAUUACUCUGGAUUAUGGUGAUGGUGAAGUCGAGGGGCAGAACAAGGAGGUGUCACAAGUUGACGAGACGCAACCGGAGCUUUAUCAGCCAAAUGGUGAAAUUACGGAUAGUGCUGAGGUUCCUAAGACGCAGGAUGGGGUACAACCUAUAGUUGGCGACCUACCUCCUCUACCAACAGACAUCUCGACGCUACCGGAUGCUAAUAAAAGCAACUUAUGGCCGGGAGCUAUUUUUGCAUUCAAGCAACUGGACCUCUCGAAAGCCACUAAUUGGCAGCCCCAGGUAUCUCACUACCGUACUGCAAUUGUGGAGAACGUUUCCUCUGAAGAUACCAUCUCCUUUCGCCUUGCCAAACGCGAUCGAGAUAGACCGGAUGCUGACGAGGUGGAUGACGACAAGCCACGAAGGUAUACCAAGUUCGAAAUGCCUGGUUUCGAUGAGAAAACAGAAGAAGAUGACGGGCUGCGAGACCUCGAGAUAGGAAAUCUCAUUGAAGCAAAGCUGAUUAGUGCCGCUGCUCGCGAGACUGCAGAUGAACUGAAAGAGCAACUAGCAGACCUGGAGGAUGAAAUGAUAAGGCUCGAGGAGGAAAAAGAGUUAGAGACUCUGGGAGAAGACUUGGCACAUUUGGGCGAUGAGGUGGUGGAGACGCAAAAUGUUCGCCUUUCUGAGCAAGCACCACCUCUUCCCUCGUCGCUGCCAGAUAACGUACGCGUCUCCUCUCCUACUCGCCGGGAAAUAUCGCAGCUAAUGAGAGAUGCCGGGUUUAGAUCGGCUGUAAAUUCUGAUUUGGUUACUCCUAUUGUGGAUGACAUCGUGCAGGAUAGCGGAGCCCAUUUGGAAGAUAAUAAGCAAGAUGAUACUGAAGAGACCGUCCGUGAACAGAGCCCUGACGAGGAGGUUGCUGUGCAAGACAGUGUUCCUCGUCUGCGGGAGAGUGAUCAGCAGGAUUCUGAGGACGCCGUCCGCGAACAGAGCCCGGUGAUAGAAUCACCUAAAUUUGCUGGUUUCGAUUCCGACCAGCCUCCAGUGGAAACCGCAGAAGCUCCAGCACAAACGGAGCCCCCUAAAUCUCCAAGUCCUCUCAUGGAUUCAACAGUUCCAGAGACUGCGAAACUGUCACCACUGUCUGCCCUAGAAAACUGGAUCUCUGCAAACGGCUCUACUCACGGUAGCGACAGAGAAAAGACUCCUCGGCCAGCAGAGACUACCAAUGAGCCUGAUAUAUCAGAUGACGACGAUAGCGACGGCAACCCCAACUCGCUCGUGCCUAACCCAUUCUACGACACUGACCGUGUCUCCGAUGAGGACUACGCUGGCCCAACAAUUGAUGACCUCUUUGCAGAGUCAACCCCGUGUGCACCAGGGCCUUCGAAACUAAUAAGUAGCUCCCAACCUGCCCCAGCCCAGCGUCCAACUGCUGCGUCCACUUCACCUCCUCCGAUGGCCAGCUCCCAGCCCGUCAAAGUCCAGCAUGCAGCAAAAUCCACUUCACCUCCACCACAGGAAGACGAAGCCCCCCUCCCCAAAAUACACGAAACCAACGACGAGGACAACGAACCGUCUGCUUCCCAAAUUCCUGAUGGCUCUAUGGUUGUAGACCUGACUUUAUCGAGUGACCCGGCGCCGCCUGGAGAUGAGGACUAUGAAGAUGACUCGUCUCUCUUCCAUGGGCCUGGGUGGGUAGCUAAGCGGAAACCGAAACCCAGAGGUGCCAAACGAGGACGGGGUCGAGGACGACAAGGAGGAAGCCAAAGAGGUGGUCGGCGGUCGGGGUUGAAGAUUAAUAGGAGCAUUGUUUGA